Molecule: messenger RNA, 1689 nt
Organism: Aspergillus novofumigatus IBT 16806
Lineage: Eukaryota; Fungi; Ascomycota; Eurotiomycetes; Eurotiales; Aspergillaceae
Product: DEAD-box ATP-dependent RNA helicase DBP2
Exons: 6
Coding region: 1-1689 (562 amino acids)
Biological process (GO): rRNA processing
Cellular component (GO): ribonucleoprotein complex; cytoplasm; nucleus
Molecular function (GO): ATP binding; RNA helicase activity; RNA binding
Source: RefSeq, a predicted model, not a curated record
AUGUCUUCUUACGGUGGCGGUUAUCAGCGCGAGUCGCGCGGCGAUUCUUAUCGAGGUGGUCACGAUGGCGGUUAUCAAAAUGGCAACGGCUACUCUGGCGGUGGUGGCUACGGCGGUGGCUAUGGCGGUGGCUAUGGUCGCGGUGGAGGUGCCGCUGGUGGUGAUCGCAUGUCGAACCUGGGCGCUGGCUUGAAGAAGCAAGAUUGGGAUUUGGACACUCUUCCCAAGUUCGAAAAGUCAUUCUACAAGGAGCAUCCCGAUGUUGCCGCUCGCUCUGAGCGCGAGGUUGAGGAGUUCCGCAAGAAGCACGAGAUGACUGUACAGGGACGCAAUGUGCCUCGUCCCGUCGAGAAUUUCGACGAGGCUGGGUUCCCCCAGUACGUCCUGAGUGAGGUCAAGGCUGAAGGCUUCGAGCGUCCCACUGCCAUUCAGUCUCAGGGUUGGCCUAUGGCUCUUUCUGGUCGGGAUGUCGUCGGUAUCGCCGAAACUGGUUCCGGAAAGACCCUCACCUACUGUCUCCCUGCCAUCGUUCACAUCAACGCUCAGCCUCUCCUCGCUCCUGGCGAUGGUCCCAUCGUUCUCAUCCUUGCUCCUACCCGUGAGCUUGCUGUUCAGAUCCAAACCGAAAUUAGCAAGUUCGGAAAGUCUUCCCGGAUUCGCAACACUUGCGUCUACGGUGGUGUUCCCAAGGGUCCUCAGAUUCGUGAUCUAAGCCGCGGUGUCGAAGUCUGCAUCGCAACCCCUGGUCGUCUGAUCGACAUGCUGGAAGCUGGCCGGACCAACCUCCGCCGUGUCACUUACCUCGUUCUUGACGAAGCUGACCGCAUGCUGGACAUGGGUUUCGAACCUCAGAUUCGCAAGAUCAUUUCUCAGAUUCGUCCUGACAGACAGACCUGCAUGUGGUCCGCCACUUGGCCCAAGGAAGUCCGUCAGCUCGCUACUGACUUCCUGAACGACUACAUCCAGGUGAACAUCGGUUCCAUGGACUUGUCUGCUAACCACAGAAUUACUCAAAUUGUCGAGGUCGUUUCCGACUUUGAGAAGCGCGACAAGAUGAUCAAGCACCUCGAGAAAAUCAUGGAAAACCGUGGCAACAAGUGUCUCAUUUUCACCGGCACUAAGCGCAUUGCUGAUGAGAUUACUCGCUUCCUCCGCCAGGACGGAUGGCCCGCACUUUCUAUCCACGGCGACAAGCAACAACAAGAAAGAGAUUGGGUCUUGAACGAAUUCAAGGCGGGCAAGAGCCCAAUCAUGGUGGCCACUGAUGUGGCUUCCCGUGGUAUUGGCCUCGUUGCUAUUUUCACUAAUGCUCUGUUUGCUAACCUGAAUCUGUUUAAAGAUGUUCGCGACAUCACUCAUGUGCUGAACUAUGACUAUCCCAACAACUCGGAGGACUACAUUCACCGUAUUGGUCGAACUGGUCGUGCUGGUGCGAAGGGAACUGCCAUUACCUUCUUCACCACUGAAAACUCCAAGCAGGCUCGUGACUUGGUUACUAUCCUCACUGAGGCCAAGCAGCAGAUUGACCCCCGUCUCGCUGAGAUGGUACGCUACAGCGGCGGCGGUGGCGGUCACGGCGGUUACGGCCGCUGGGGUGGCCGCGGUGGUGGUCGCGGCGGUGGUCGUGGUCGUGGUGGUAGCUACACCGCUUCCAACACUGCCCCGCUUGGCAACGCUCGCCGUUGGUAA